AGAGAAAGAGAGAGGUGAAGGGAAGAGAACAUUUGUCAGUGGAAAGAGGAAGGGGGGCCAGUCUCUCAUCAAAGAGGAAAAAGGCAGAAACCGAAAAUCCUUUCCUCCUCCUCGUCCUUCUUCACUACCACUUCACUCUCAAGACGGAGGUGAGGCUCUGAUCGGAAUCUGAUCGCCUCAGCUCCCGCCUCGUCGAUCGGGCCUUCCGUUGCCGUGAAUUUGCUUCGCGGCUUCGACGCUUGGUGAGCUGAAGUAGUUUUUAGAAUGCUCGGAAUCUGCUUCCGGUGGUCGUCGACACGAUUCCAGGAAGGGAGUUGCUUGAAUGUGAUGAGAAACAGAGAGAAGAAGUAGCAUAACUCUUAAAAAAAAAAAACAAAAAGAAGUACUAGAGUUCUUGGCAUUUCCCAGGCAAACAUAAAUGGCUUCUGCCCGCAUGGGUAAUGGAGGAGCUGGCAGUUCCAGGUCCGUUAAUGGUUUUAAGAGUUCAUCCAGUUCAGUUGAUUGGCUUAGCAGAGAGAUGCUUGAGAUGAGACUGCAGGAUAAGGUGGACCAUGAUGAGGAUAGGGAGAGUGAGACAGAUAUAGUUGAUGGUGUGGGCGCUGAAAUAGGGCACGUGAUAAGAACUACUGUUGGUGGCAGAAAUGGUCAAUCUAGGCAGGCGGUCAGUUAUAUAGGGGAACAUGUGGUCGGAACAGGAUCUUUUGGAGUUGUUUUCCAAGCAAAAUGUAGAGAAACUGGAGAAAUCGUUGCUAUUAAGAAAGUUCUCCAGGACAAGAGAUACAAGAAUAGGGAAUUACAGAUUAUGCAGAUGCUGGACCAUCCUAAUGUCGUGGCAUUGAAACAUAGUUUCUUCUCAACAGACAAAGAAGAGCUGUAUCUUAAUCUUGUGCUGGAAUUUGUUCCGGAAACUGUUCACCGUAUUGCAAGGAACCACAGUAGGAUGAAUCAGAGAAUGCCUUUAAUAUAUGUCAAACUAUAUACGUAUCAGAUUUGCAGGGCACUUGCUUACAUACAUAACUGCAUUGGUAUUUGUCACAGAGAUAUCAAGCCUCAGAACUUGCUUGUGAAUCCUCAUACCCACCAGUUGAAACUUUGUGAUUUUGGAAGUGCUAAAGUGCUGGUCAAAGGGGAACCUAAUGUUUCAUAUAUCUGCUCAAGAUACUAUCGUGCUCCAGAACUAAUAUUUGGUGCCACUGAGUACACAACAGCUAUAGACAUAUGGUCAACAGGUUGUGUCAUGGCAGAAUUACUUCUAGGCCAGCCUCUAUUUCCGGGAGAAAGUGGAGUCGACCAACUAGUUGAGAUCAUUAAGGUUUUGGGAACACCAACGAGGGAGGAGAUAAAGUGCAUGAAUCCGAAUUACACAGAAUUUAAGUUUCCUCAGAUAAAGCCUCAUCCAUGGCACAAGGUCUUUCAAAAGCGGCUACCUCCAGAAGCAGUUGAUCUUGUCUGUCGGUUUUUCCAAUAUUCCCCGAACUUGCGCUGCACUGCUUUGGAAGCUUGUAUUCACCCCUUCUUUGAUGAACUGAGGGAUCCAAACACUCGCCUUCCUAAUGGCCGCCCUCUUCCACCCCUCUUUAAUUUUAAGCCCCAAGAACUCACGGGCAUACCCCCAGAUAUCGUGAGCCGACUCAUACCAGAGCAUGCUCGGAAACAGAACCUGUUCAUGGCUCUUCAUGCCUAAGAUUACCGAUCUUUCUUGCUUCUGCAGUGCUCUCCCAUCCUCUGCCGUGCCUCCUGAUUCUCAAUCUCCAAAAUCCCAGAUUCUCUUCUCAUGAAGAAUCAUACUACCAUCUUGCCAGGUAAAAAAGGAACAAAGAAAACGAAAAUGUUACUGGAGACAUCCAUGCUGUUGAGUCAGCGUUUUGGCGAAAAUGUACUUGUUUUUAUGUCUAUAUAUUAUAUAGUGAUAAGCUAUUAUGUAUAUGUGGUGCUGUGAUCCGAGAUAGCCGCAGCGGAGCCUUUACUUACUCCGUGUUAAAAAGUUUGUUAUAUCCGUAUUCGCAGCAAUUCUGCCGGAGAACUUUCUAUGUUACAGCAAAACUUCUUUAUCUCGAUAUGGAAAUUUUCCUCACAUACA
Messenger RNA from Punica granatum (pomegranate), 2080 nucleotides. NCBI's taxonomy places the organism in Eukaryota, Viridiplantae, Streptophyta, Magnoliopsida, Myrtales, Lythraceae. The record is from RefSeq and is a predicted model, not a curated record.